Colletotrichum abscissum is the source of this 369-nucleotide messenger RNA. RefSeq lists its product as uncharacterized. The transcript has a single exon. The record is from RefSeq and is a predicted model, not a curated record. The coding region runs from base 1 to 369 and encodes 122 amino acids. Lineage: Eukaryota; Fungi; Ascomycota; Sordariomycetes; Glomerellales; Glomerellaceae.
AUGCGCUUUGCCACAUCCUUAACCGUUUUCUUCCUCGCCGCAGCCGCCCAGGCCAGCGUCGCCCAGCAGGAUGAACCUUACGCCAUAGCCGCGCGGGCUGACACGGACGAGCCCGUGGCCAUACUGGAGAAGAAGGAAGAGCCAGGUCUGGAGAAGAGGGCCUGCAACUACAACGGAUGCAAGUGCGACAGCAAGAACAAGCAACUCACCGUCUGCGGCAACUGCGUCUGGAGCCGCGACAGAGGCUACGUCGUGACGAGCAAGAGGAUCGCCAACCACAUUUACGAGUGCUCGCCCAGCGGCAGAUGCUGCGACUACGGUGUCGCCCAUGACUGCGGUUCCCUCUCUGCUCGGUGCAUUGUGAACUAA